This is a messenger RNA of Drosophila mojavensis, 4327 nucleotides long. RefSeq lists its product as uncharacterized. The transcript has 4 exons. The record is from RefSeq and is a predicted model, not a curated record. Bases 567 to 1226 code for a protein of 219 amino acids. Lineage: Eukaryota; Metazoa; Arthropoda; Insecta; Diptera; Drosophilidae.
GGUUCAGCUUCAGACACACUCUAAACUAUCUCUCUGUCUCGCUCGCUCUCGCACAACGGCAGGCUAAGGCUAAGCAGCAGCAGCUAAAGCAUUCCGCUCAGUCAGCAUCACUGACAGUCAGCGCUUUGUUAGUCGGAGAGGGCAACAACAACAACAGUUACACUCGCGUACGCAUAACGGUUACAAUUUUCGAAAAAUUUUCGUGUUGUGCUUGCGGAUUUCUCUGCGUCUGUGUGUGCGCGUGUGUGUGCGUCUUGAUUGUUGUUCUUCUUCUUCGUCUUCUUCUUUUUUUUUGCUGUGCCAAAGCCCAAGGUGUUUGCAUCUGCAUAACUCAGCGACGUCCAGCCGACUGAGCCAGACGAAAGUCGAAUGUUUUGAAAUUAUUUUCGAAAGCAAAACCAAAACAAAAAGAAAAAAGAAAAAUCUAAGUAAACAAGUGUCAAAGCUGUGAGCAAAGGCAGCAAAUAGCCCAACGACAACAGAAACAACAAGUUGAGAAGAUACAAAGCACAUAUUAACAUACAUAAGUGAUUGUAUACGUCGACGGAGCAGAGAGGCCAGGCAAGAUGCGUCGCUCCUCGUUCACGCCCGUGUUCAACCUGAGCACCCAAGAGCCGCUGAUAGUCGUCGAGGAGUCGCACGCCGUCGAGGACGGCGAGGAGCUGGAGGGCGCUGCCGGCGGCUGCGAUCCCAGCACCAGCAAGCGCAGCAACAGCGACGACUCGGAGCCGGACUCGCCGGUCAACCCGUACCUGCUGUGCCCCUUCCCCGACAUGCAGCAGCGGCGCAAGCACUCGCUGCCCUCGCUGCAAAUCACUGAGGGCAUCACCGCCAGCCAGGUGCGCCGGCUGUCCGAGGUGGGCGGCGAAACGGGCGGCCUCAGCCCCAAGGAAGUCGAGUUUUUGGCCACGCUCUCGCAGAAGACCAACCCGACCGCAGGCGGACGCCGCCAUUCCGUGGUCACCAUAUCGGCAGUGCCGCCCACGCUUUUCGGACGCAAUCGGCGCGAGUCUAUUUCCGCCGUCUCCUUCAGCGGAAGUCGUCGUGGCAGCGGCAUCGGCGGCAUCGGUGGCCCGCCGCUGACCGAUCAUCGCGGCAGCAUACACAACUUGCAGCUGGACAUCAUGGACGGGAUCGUGCAGCAGCGCAAGACGCGCAGCGGCAGCGGAGUCUGGACGGCACCCGUGCUCCAGGAGGCGGACAGCAACGUGCCCGUUCAGACAUAAGCGGCGCAAGCGCUCGAAAUUCAGUGCGAAACAAAUUCACGGGCAACUGGACAAUUGACAUGAGCGCAGGCUGUUUAAUAAUUCGUUCUUAUCGACUCCUCCCACACACACAUACACGCACACACAGACACACAGAAACCCAGCCCCCCUCCAAAAUAACAGCACAUCCAGAGCUGCUCGCUCUCAUUCCCUCCAUUUGUAUCUGUCACCAAAGUGCAAAAAAUUCAAUAUUUGUUGUUCGUGUUGUUGUUGUUUUUUUUUUUUUUUUUUUUGCUGCGACAACGCAUAGGAAAAUCAACAAACAAACCGCAAUUGUCAAAAUGAAAAUGAAAAUGGCAGCCGCAUCACGUAAACGUUGAAAAUGAAACUGCGGCAGGAAGCGAGAAACAGAGGCAGAGAGAAAGAGAGAGGCAGAUAUAGAGACAGCGACAGAGAGAAGGAGAAAGGGAGCCAAGGAGAGUAAGACAGAAGGGCAGGGCGAGGUAGACGUAGAGUGAGAGCAGAAUUCGAAGGACAGGGCCAGGGGGAAAACAGCCAAAGCAAUGCAGCAAUGAAGCCUGCCAACGACACAACCCGACUAUUAGAUACCCAUUCAGUAACCAAUUGACAUCAAUUAUUAUCUAUAUUAGCAGUCAAUCAGUUAGCAAAUGUUGGUUUUAAAGUAAACCUUCCAUUAAGUAUCCUGGAUAUUGUAUCCAUAUUUGGGAAGUCCUAUCAAUACUUCCCACCCAACAGUUCCGCCUUUUUUGCCAGCCAAAUUAGUCAACACCUCAAUAAAAAUAAGCAAGGACAGCAUCUGACUUGGAGUAGUCUAAUCCUAAGAAAUAUCUAUCGAGAUCUGUCGACUCGAAUUCACAUUUCUUCUCCCAACAUAGAGAGAGAGGGAGACAGUCUCAUAGGCAAAUAGUUCUGCCCCCGUCAAAGGAAAUAAACAAGAACAGUAUUCGACUAGGAUAUACCCGAACUAGCGCUCUUAUUGCUGCAGAUUCUCUCACUCAGUAAUUUGAACUUCAUUAAUCAUGCAUCUAAGGAGAAACUAAAUUCCACGAAAGCAAUUAGUCAGUCAACUCUAGGUAUUCAUGAUUGGGAAGACCCAUCCAGUGGAAUUCCUCACUCAAAUCAGGUACAUAUUUUCAAACAAAGCAAAUGGGCAUGGGAAGUAUCCCCAACUAAGACAGAUAUUGCUGCCGUUAUGCGAUCUCUCUCCAUGCACCACUUGCACCACAUCGUCACCACCUGGGUAGAAGCAAUUCGCAACGUUUGCCAUAUCAAUGAAAAACUGAAAACAACUGCAGCAAUUAGCAAUUCCCAUUAAAGGGACAGCAACGUGUCGCGCGAGUUGUUCCGCGCAGUUUGAUUUGCAGGCGAAGUUUGGCAAUUUUUAGCGACAGCAACUGCUCCACUUCCAGUUCACUUCCCAAGCCCGAGCACUCCAAGUAGACGUUGAUUUGCAAUUGAAGCUGCUGUUUACCGUUUGCCGUUUGCUGUUUGCUGAUUGGUGGCACUAAUUGCCCGCUCCAUGCGCCCUUGAAUGGCAACUGGAGUCGUUUAGGAUUUAGAACUGUGACACGAGUUCGCAAUGUGCACAGCCUCGACACAGCAGACUCCAAGGACGCAACAGUUCAAGGACAUCUAUAUACAAAAAUAUUUGUAUACAUAUAUAUAGAAGCGGACACACUUGAAUACAUUGUAAGACAUACGCAGUUGCAUUUCAUGGUCGGCUGCUGCACGUGGCCCACAAGGCCCACAUGGCGUACCAGUUGUAUGGGGACAAGGCCUCAAUGCCAAUGCCAAAGCCGAAUGCCGAAUGCGAAUGCGAAUGCGAAUGCGAAUGUCGCUCUUAAUGGACAACGCUGUUCGCGCUGAUAAACCACUCAACCAGGCAGACACCCAGCCCAACCACUCUGUCAGCCAGCCCAACCACUCAUCCAUCUGCAUUCAGCAAAGCCAGCCUCAGCCUCAUUUGCAGCCCAAUAAAGCUAAUUUCAUGUGGGCGAACUGCCGUUAAUUGAAAUAUGUGUUGGCUCCCAUUGCUCUCUCUCCCUCUCUCUGUCUCUGUCUGACUAAUUACGACAAUCAAAAUGCAAUUUCAAUUGGCAAAUCUCUGUCUCCACCUCUCUCUCCCUCGCUCUCGCUCGUGCCACAUCAAUUUCUUUUUGACAAUUGAUAGACCUCUCUGAAUUUAUUCAUUAAUUGCAAACAUUAUGCAAAUAUUUAUAAUUUAUAUUCAUUAUUGAUUCGACAACACUUACAGCUCUCAUUCAAAAUAAUACUCAAAAGUAAUUCCAUAGUAAUUAUAAAAUGACAAACUAAUUCUCUUUAAUAAUGUAGAGGGAAAAUAUUUGUGCAGGUUGCUCUGUCGGCAGUAUCCGACUGCCGAAUACUCCUCCUAGUUUCAUUUGAGUUUGGAAUUGAGAAUUGUUAGCGUAUGUGUGAGUCGGCGCAUUUAUCGGCUGUGUUGUUGUUGCUCAAUAAUCAGACAGCCCGGACAGAAACCACAAUUGAAAUAACCACCGCUUGAGAACCCACCAGGUAAACUUAACAUAUGAGACUCUAUGCCACUCUCUCAAUCAAAAUCUCUCGCACUUUUGAAACGGGUCCUUCACUCACACAUACAUACAUGCACACAUACACAUGCACACCACCAAAUAGCAAGCAAAACACUUGCAGUAAUUUUGUAGCCUCAGGUGUUUGUUUCAAUUCCGAAACGAAACGCCAAACAUAUAUACAUACAUAUAUACCUAAUAAGAGAAUAACAAAGCUAAUGAAAACGAGUUGACAGACGGCAAAAAAAAAAAAAAGAAAAGAAAAACGAGAGUUGAACAGAAAUUGUAAUAAUUAAAAGAAAACAAAAAAUGAAUUGAAAAUUGAAAAUUGAAAUUUGUGGCAUCUAAUGGAAUGCAAAAGUAUUUAGCAAUUCUGUUUGGCAUAUCACAAAUCGGUAUCUGUGUACUUUCCCGUAAUAAUUAAUAAUUGUAAUCGUAAUGCUACAAAUAGCGCAGCAAGUUGGAAGAAGAAGAACCCUUAAAGUGUGUUAUUAACGUUUUAUUAGAGCGUAGCAAGUUGUGAGUCUGUUCACAAAGCAAACAUAAAAAAAUAAA